AUGUCUGCUGGACGUAAGCAGAGCGAUAAAAUGGAUGCGGAGGAAGAAAAGGAGAAGGGAGGAGUGAAGAGAAGAAGACCGACCAUGGACUCAUCGGCUGAUGGGAGGAAGUCUUCAGUCAAGAGGACAAAACAACCGGUCCAGAAGAAAGAAGAGGAGAUCCAGAAGAUGGGAGCCAAGAAGAGAGCAGCCAUCUUCAGCUCAGGAUGUGGGGCCAAGAAGUUCAAGAAAGUUGAAGAAGGCCAGAAGAAAGAAGAUGUAGAGGACGAGCAGGGAGGCUCAGGAAGCAGCGGUGUUCGGCCAACCGGCUCCAGCAGCACAGUCUCCGAUAACAUCAGAAGGAGAUUAUUAUUCCAUCAUGUGCUCGGCCGGGGAAGUUUCGGAACAGUCAUGCUGGCGGAAGAUCCAUCUACCCGCAAACACUUUGCUGUUAAGAUCAUCAGCAAAAGAGCCCUGCUUGCUGAAGGUGAUGAUGAGUCUGUGAUGGUGGAGCGACGAGUUUUCCAGCUGGCAUCUGGGAGUCCUUUCCUUGUCCACGCAGACUUUGCAUUUCAGACCAAGCUGCAUGUGCUGCUCGGCCUGGAGUACAUGAGCUGCGGGGACUUUUACACCUACCUACUGAUGAAGGACCAGCUUGACAUCCCCAGUGCAAGAUUCUAUGCCGCUGAACUCGUCUGUGGAAUCCAAUUCCUGCACUCAAAGGGCGUCAUCCACAGAGACCUGAAGCCCGAGAACAUCUUGGUGGCUGAAACGGGCCAUAUAAAGAUCACCGAUUUCGGUCUUGCACUUGUCAACAUGCAUGGAGACCGAACAGCCACCUCAUACGCUGGAACAAUCGGUUACAUAGCUCCUGAGAUGCUGGCUAGGAAGGAGUACAACGCCGGAGUAGACUGGUAUUCUUUCGGUGUCAUCUUGAAAGAAAUGGUUACCAGUGAUUGUGCGUACCAUCAGACAAUCGAUGAUGCAUCCUCCGGCAUUAAGAACAUCAUUAGAAAGCUCCUUCGGAAAGAUCCUGCCAGACGCUUAGGAGUGAAUGGUAACAUCAGAAAGCACCGAUUCUUCCAGCGUAUGGACUGGGUCUCUGUGGAAGCCCUAGAGUUGCCUCCACCAUACACACCCGAGCCAACUGAACCUCAUCAUCGUCCUAAACCAUUCCAUCUGGACAGACUGGAGGCAGCAGAGGUCAGAACAUCUAUUUCAGCAGCGCACCAGGCCUUGUUCGAGGGAUUUUCUUUUUGA
Molecule: messenger RNA, 1239 nt
Organism: Bufo gargarizans (Asiatic toad)
Lineage: Eukaryota; Metazoa; Chordata; Amphibia; Anura; Bufonidae
Product: protein kinase C delta type-like
Exons: 8
Coding region: 1-1239 (412 amino acids)
Biological process (GO): protein phosphorylation
Molecular function (GO): ATP binding; protein serine/threonine kinase activity
Source: RefSeq, a predicted model, not a curated record